GACCAUGACAGACCUGCUUUGCUGUUUUUUGCUGUUUUUUAAGGAUGAUUUUCAUAUCCAGCAUAUUGUUUUUUAAGGAUGAUUUUGAUAUCCACCACAUUGUUUUUUAAGGAUGAUUUGUACAUCCGGCAUGUUGUUUUUUAAGGAUGAUUUGUACAUCCGGCAUGUUGUUUUUCCAAGAGCGUCUAUUUUUUUGACUAGAAAUGUGGAAUAUUUCUCCCUCUGGUGAUGUUUUUGCAGCUCCCCCACCACCCAAAAGAGCCCCCAGCACCACCUUGACGCUGCGCUCCAAGUCCAUGACUGCCGAACUGGAGGAACUGGCUUCCGUCCGGAGGAGGAGAGGAGAAAGGCUAGAUGAGAUGCUGGCGCCCCAGGAGCAUUUGACGUUACGUUCCCAGCCCACAGAGGCCGACUACAGAGCUGCUACUGUCAAACAGAGACCUACCGGCAGGAGAAUCACAUCAGCAGAGAUCAGUUCGCUGUUUGAGAGGCAGGGCAUGGCACUACAUGGUGGGCUCCACCCAGGGAUAGAGAGGGCUCAUAUGCAGCUGCCUAGAGGGAUGUCCAGGACCAAGUCAUUCGGUGCGACUGAGGAGGACCGACUGUCGGCUUUGGCUGGAGAACACCGUUUCCCCCGGAGCUCUUCCAUGACUGACAGCCUCCGAGACCACUCCCACUCCCAUUCGAUCCCGCCCCUCCCCAGACUGCCCCCCUCCUCCCCCUCCCUCUACUACCUGGACACUGGCCCUCCCCCUCCUUCUGCCCCCUCCUCCCCCUGCCAGGGGUCAAGGUCAUGA
Oncorhynchus gorbuscha (pink salmon) is the source of this 797-nucleotide messenger RNA. RefSeq names its product SH3 and multiple ankyrin repeat domains protein 3-like. Bases 204 to 797 code for a protein of 197 amino acids. Gene Ontology annotation, molecular function: ionotropic glutamate receptor binding; synaptic receptor adaptor activity. NCBI's taxonomy places the organism in Eukaryota, Metazoa, Chordata, Actinopteri, Salmoniformes, Salmonidae. The record is from RefSeq and is a predicted model, not a curated record. Gene Ontology annotation, cellular component: postsynaptic density; dendritic spine; postsynaptic membrane. The transcript is spliced from 6 exons.